AUGGCCGACAAUCUGGGGAAGAAAGAGCGGAGAAAAAGCCUGAGCGUCUUUAGCCCAUCCUUCACCACCUCUUCCCUGUCCGACCCCGCAGCGCACCAACGAUCGCCAUCGGAUGAUGCUCAAGCCUCGAAAAAGAAAUCACGCCGUAAUUCUGGCUUCUUUGGGGUCCGGAACCCCAGUCCGCCAAGAACCGGCACCAGCUACACCCUGCGUCGUCCCGGCACCGCCGAUUCGGAGUCGACAGCAUGCAUGAUGACCCCGCCGGCCCUUGAGAGCUCGCGCUCUCGACGCAAGUCGAUGCAGAAGAGACGAGCCUCGGUCUUCGGGUCACUGCGGUCCCUUCACUCUUUGGAAGAUGAUGAUCGAUCCCUCGGCCGCUCCAAGGGCAGCUCUUUGGAUGAAGACAAUCCAGAAGUUCGACAAGGCAUCGGCUCCAUAAUCCUGCACCAUGGUGAAAUUCAGAUUACAGGCGGCAUGUGGCGGAAGAAGAGUCAUUAUUUGGUCCUAACCGAUACUCAUCUGGUCCGAUUCAAGAGUCAAAGCAAAGCGGCCGAUAUGUUUCCCUCGAUCCCUUCAUCUUAUUCUCGAUCCCUGGUCAGCAACCGUCAAUCUGUCGUCUCCAUCAGCUCAAUGCAAGAUCCACAGCUAGGUGUGCCAGGUGACAACUCCUCCGGAAUUGCCUUGAACAGUAUCAUCGCUGUCUACAUGUUGGACGAUGGCCGACCGUCGUCAACGGUCGAGGUCGCCUAUGUCGACGAGCGCGCACAGAAGGCCACCUUCAUUCAAAUGCAGACGCCGGACUACCAGGAACUCAAUUUGUGGAUGGUGGGCAUUCGGUCCGCGGCAGAACUAAUUCGAGGAGCCGACCCCUUGCCAUUCGACCGGAAGACGGUGGACUGUGUGGUGCGAAUGUUGGAUUACGAACGAGAUUACGAUCCCGAAACGUUUCGCAUGUUUAGGGUCAUUCAAAUGGCAUCUAGCAAGUCUCCGACGCGGGCUUCGUCGGAGGAUCUAACCAAGCUUUCGCCGACUGGUUGUUACCUUGCCCUGGGUUCUCAUAAACUCCAUCUUAUUCCCUUACACAAGAUAUCCAGUCGCAGCUCUGUGGUAUCUUUAAGCGAUUUAGAUGCUGCGACGUCCUUUGGACUCAUGAACCUGACCUGCUUGUCGAUGGAAUGGGGCGACGAUAGCUUACAUCUUACCUUCCGACUGCCUCUUCGCAAACCAUUCUCCGUAUUUCUUGCAUCCGUUCAUUCUUUGGAAGUUGCCUUCUGGAUAAGACAACAGACGGAGUUCUUGCGACCUUUAUGGCUCAAGCAGCCUUAUGACUUCAUCGUCCCUCGAGACCUUGACAAUGAGAACAACUUUCCUCCAGUAGACCUUGAUGAAGACUUCGGUUGCUUUGACAGAACUUUGGUCGCUUAUUCUGCCAGCUAUGACAUCGAUACAUCCAACAUUCGAUACACAAUUGACAUGCAAUGUGACGACGCUCCCUGUUUCAAGCUAUUGCCUCCUUCCUCACGCCGUAAGUAUACGGCCCUGGAAUUGAUCGCCGUCCUGCGGGCCUUGCGCUAUAACGAGUCUUUCCGUGCAAUCUCAUUCAGCGGGGUGAGCUUAGACGCCCUCCAGGGCUUGCGAGACGCGCACGGACAAGACAAGGAUGCGCUUCUUAGUCGUGCUGGUGCAGCCAUCAACAUUCCCGGGCAAGAAAACCUCUCUGUUCUAACCCAGGAAGUUCGAGCCUUAACACUGAAGAGCAAAUGGCUUCGACGCCUUGAUUUCUCCUACACGUUAAGCCGCAUCCCCAAGUCGGAUAGUGAAAGUCAUGACCCCGGCUGCGGUAUCCCAGAGGCGAUUUUUCCGAUCUGUCGGCGAGAACUGACAAGCGUCGAUUGGGUCGUUCUCAACGGAAUCAAACUUGGAGAUUCCGAUCUGGACUAUCUUGUUGAUGCGGCUUCGCAGCGAGGUAGUCACAUGAGGGCACUGGAAGUGGGUAAUUGUGGUCUAUCUGUGCAUGACCUUGACCUUUUGCUGUCGACUGUCGUUGCUCAAUCGCACACGCUGGAGGCAAUCAACAUUUCUGGCGUGCAGGGUCGCCUGACGCCGGAUAUCCUCCCGCAGUACCUUGGUUACUUUAGCCAUAUCAAGACCCUGGACUUGUCCCGAAUUUCGCGCACAUCUGGUCCGGAACCACUACUCACGCCUGAGAUUUUGAUCAAUUGGCGCCUGGAGGAGCUUUCCUUAAGCCGGACAGCCGUCAAUCGGCAGACCGUUGAUGCUAUCGCCACGUAUCUAGCCAGCGAUCGCUCGCAGGGCUUGCGGGUUCUCAAGUUUGAUCAAUGCGGUCUUAGCGGUCAGGAUUUGGCGAUCUUUCUACAUUCUAUGGCGGUGCUCGAAUCUCGUAACCUGCAUUUGCAUGCCAACGAGAACCGACUCGAUCAGGGCUGUUCAUACCUUUUUGACGCCAUAGCCCAAAACAAAACCCCAACACACUUGUCGAUGCGAAUGAUCGAUUUCAAGAAGGAGGAGCAGUUUCAGGAGCUGGUCGAGGCUUUGCGAGUGAACCGUUCUUUGAAAUACCUGGAUAUCUCGAAGGCUUCCCUCCCGUACGAUGCAGGGCCAGAGACCUGCAGGGCACUGCAGAUGAUGUUUGAAGAAAAUGAGACAUUAGAAGAUUUGGACAUCAGUGGAGAGAGUGCUCACUUGGAUGUCGCCCGUUUUGGAAUUGGUCUCAAUCUGGCUCUCACUGGCCUGAAGAAGAAUAAGUCUCUGCAGGUUUUGAGGAUUGAACAUCAGAAACUUGGUCUGCAAGGAGCAAACACCCUAGCAUCCGUGCUGGAAGAUAAUGACUGUCUACGCGAGGUUUAUUGCGAAAACAAUGAUAUCAAUCUGCAAUCGUUCACAGUUCUGGUGAAUGGUCUGCAGCGGAACCGGUCCUUGCUGAGUCUUUCUUGCAUGGACCGGGAUCGAGUCCAGUCACUUGAACGGGUGCGACGGGAAGUUGAGAACGUCAAGCGGGACCUGAGCCUUGCACAGAGCUCUACCACGAGUUCUAUCCGUCGCUCGAUCCACGCUGCUAUCACCAACAAAAACUCGAGCAGUAGCAAGCUAUCCAAACAGCAGCCGUCAUCACUUCACCGUUCGGGUGCGUCAACUUCCAAUCUACUUUCCUCUGCAGAUGCUUCUCUGAUGCAACAAGAUGUUGAGAUCAUCUUGCAAUCAUUGAAUCGAAAAUGGGAUGCGGAGGUCGCGCGUCUGCGCAAAUACCUUUUUAGGAACUAUAAUCUGGCACAUGGCAUUGAUGAUGGCAGCGCCGGGCUUGACGAUGACGAUUCCAGCGAAGGACGCCCCGCCACUGCAACAACGUUGGGACUCAUGCUCGAUAAUUUGAAAUUGGAUGUGACGGUUUCGACAAACGAGAUUCAGCCACCGCCGCCGCCCGAAGAUGGUGAUACCAGCCCGAAGACCCAUUUGGACAUGUUUAACAGUCUCGAUGCUGAGAGUAGCUUGGUAGCUGAGCUUCGGGAACGCCCGCAGACAGCUCCCUUUUCAUUGGCAGACUAUGGAAGUCAGUCGUUCCUGCCCUUGGAAUAUGAGGGGUUCCAUGGCCACAGUUCUCGAUUAGCGGUUCCAGUUCCAGCCAUACCUCCUGUGGUGAACAAGACCAGCAGCGUUCGCAGUGCUCGCAGUUCUAGCACCGUCUCUACUGGUACCGGUGCAAGUACGCGCAGCACCUACGGGUCGGCUUCAUCUACGUUGAGAGGGUUUCUGAGUGGCGGUGCAUCCAAAGAACGCAAAAGGAUGGAAAAAAUGAGGUCCGGUGCAGUAUGCGUAUCUACCGAUAGGCCACCUACGCUGGAUUGGGCACCCCCACAUCUUGAAUUGGAUAAUUUUCGAUAA
Aspergillus saccharolyticus JOP 1030-1 is the source of this 3900-nucleotide messenger RNA. RefSeq lists its product as uncharacterized. Lineage: Eukaryota; Fungi; Ascomycota; Eurotiomycetes; Eurotiales; Aspergillaceae. The transcript has a single exon. Bases 1 to 3900 code for a protein of 1299 amino acids. The record is from RefSeq and is a predicted model, not a curated record.